UAGGAAUGGAGCCUCCACUUAAGGGUGUCAUCAAGGAUGUCAAAGGAAGGGCACAGUGCUACAAGCGAGAUUGGGUUGGAGGAAUUUGUUCAGGUUUCAGGAUACUGGCUCCCACUCUGUACAUUUUUUUCGCUUCUGCACUUCCUGUAAUUGCUUUUGGAGAGCAACUAAACAAAGAUACUGAUGGAUUAUUGAGCACCGUGGACACUUUAGCUUCUACUGCUAUAUGUGGCAUCAUACAUUCUAUACUUGGUGGACAGCCAAUGUUGAUAUUGGGAGUUGCCGAACCCACAGUGAUAAUGUAUUCAUACAUGUAUCAUUUUGCCAAAGGGCAGGCAGGUCUUGGCACGCAGUUGUUUUUGGCUUGGACUGCAUGGGUUUGGAUCUGGACAGCUCUCAUGCUGAUCCUUCUUGCAGUAUUCAAUGCUUCUUCUAUACUUGGAAGAUUUACUAGGAUAGCUGAAGAGCUUUUCGGGAUGUUGAUCACAGUACUUUUCAUCCAACAGGCUAUUAAGGGAGUAGUUGGCGAAUUUACUAUUCCUAAAGGUGAGAAUGAGGCUCUACCGGUUUAUCAGUUCGCGUGGCGAUACAUAAAUGGAUUAUUAGGGGUCAUAUUCUCUGCUGGAGUGGUGUUCACAUCUCUGAAGAGCAGAAGGGCAAGAUCAUGGGCAUAUGGAACAGGUUGGUCUAGAAGUUUGAUUGCAGACUAUGGGGUCCCUCUUAUGGUUAUGGCGUGGACAGCAUUGUCAUAUGCAGUCCCAGAAAGCAUUCCUUCUGGAGUUCCUCGGAGGCUUUAUAGUCCACUUCCUUGGGACAGCAAAUCCUUGCAGCAUUGGAGCGUUGCAAAGGAUUUGUUUUCGGUUCCCGCGUUAUACAUACUUGCAGCUAUUCUACCUGCCCUUAUGGUCACAAGCCUUUAUUUUUUCGACCACAGUGUUGCAUCUAAGAUGUCUCAGCAGAAAGAAUUUAACCUAAAAAAUCCUUCUGCUUAUCACUAUGACAUUUUGAUUCUUGGGUUCAUGGUUUUGAUUUGUGGGCUACUUGGGAUCCCUCCUUCAAACGGUGUUCUUCCUCAGUCCCCCAUGCACACGAAGAGCCUUUCUGUUCUCAAGAGGCAGCUACUUCGGAAGAAGAUGGUUGAGACGGCCAAAGAGGGCAUGAAGCAACAAGCCACCAACUUAGAAAUAUAUGGUAAAAUGCAAGAGGUCUUCAUACAAAUGGAUGACGAUGCUACUGAAGUGUUGACACCAAAAACUAAGACAGCGGUUAUAGGAAAAGAGCUUAUGGACUUGAAGAAAGCUGUUGUGAGAGGUGAAAGCAACGGGGAGAAAAAGGAUCAAUUUGACCCUGAAAAGCAUAUUGAGGCUUAUUUGCCAGUGCGAGUGAAUGAGCAGAGGGUAACCAACCUGUUGCAGUCAGUUCUUGUUGGUGUUUGUCUAUUAGCCAUGCCUGUCAUCAAGAUGAUCCCAACAUCUGUUCUCUGGGGGUAUUUUGCUUACAUGGCGAUUGAUAGCCUAGGGGGGAACCAAUUCUGGGAGAGGCUGUGCAUUCUAUUCAUUACUCCUCGUCGACGAUUCAAGAUUUUAGAAGGCGACCAUGCUUCCUUUGUGGAGACCGUGCCCUUCAAGGCAAUAGCAGGCUUCACAAUCUUCCAAUCAUUGUAUCUUCUCCUGUGUUUCGGUAUCACUUGGAUACCUAUAGCUGGAGUUCUUUUCCCUUUGCCAUUUUUUCUUUUGAUCAGCAUCAGGCAGUACAUCCUUCCUAAAUUCUUCAACCCCCACGACCUGCAAGAAAUGGAUGCUGCUGAGUAUGAAGAAAUCGCUGGAGCUCCUGCUCGUGCACGCUCACUCUCAUUCAAACUCUCAUUCAAGGAAAGGGAUUUGUCUGCAGGAACCAGUGAUGGAAUUGAAACUUGUGAUGCUGAAAUGUUAGAUGAGAUCACGACAAGCCGAGGAGAACUUAAGCUCAGAACCAGAAGCUUCAAUGAUGAUAGAUUACCCCAGGUGUAUCAGGGGAGGCUCUAACUGCGAAGAGAUGCAGAGAAAUGAAUCGAUUUCAGAGCGACAUUUUGGCCAUCCAAAGUGGUAAAAACUAGAAAUUUUGUUGGUUUUAUACAGGAUUCUUGACAUGAGAGGCUGCUCGAGUUCCUCAGUUUGCCAGAGAUUCAUUGGUGGAUGUAAAUACAGUAAACGAUGCAUAAUGAGGGUGGGAGAGGAAAUAUGAACAGUUGUACAUUAGUUCUCAUUCUUUUCCUAUUUGUAUGGAUUUUUGGUGCCUUACUCAUUGAGAUCAAAUUUGAGAGGGAUGAGGAAAGUGCAGUAUGGUACUCCUGGCUGUAAUAUAUUCACGAGGCGAAGUAAUUGCUAUUUAGUUGUUUAGUCUACAAGAACUGGUAUGCUCACGUCUUUGGUUUCUUAUCUUGUGUUUUUCGCAUGUACGUGUACGUAUACAUAUGUGAAGUGAUUUUAAUACACGUAUGACUUCUCUAAGA
Asparagus officinalis (garden asparagus) is the source of this 2491-nucleotide messenger RNA. RefSeq names its product boron transporter 4-like. The coding region runs from base 6 to 2024 and encodes 672 amino acids. Gene Ontology annotation, biological process: transmembrane transport; monoatomic anion transport; monoatomic ion homeostasis. The transcript has 13 exons. Gene Ontology annotation, cellular component: plasma membrane. NCBI's taxonomy places the organism in Eukaryota, Viridiplantae, Streptophyta, Magnoliopsida, Asparagales, Asparagaceae. The record is from RefSeq and is a predicted model, not a curated record. Gene Ontology annotation, molecular function: solute:inorganic anion antiporter activity.